CUUUCGAGUCCCGGGUGCCGUCGGUCAGGUCCGGAGUUCUUGACCAUAAAUUAUUUUUAAUUCGCCUCGCCGGGCAUCGGUGGGUUUUAUUUAAAAAAAAAAAAUGUUUUUUCCUCCCCCAAAAUAUUAAAGUGAUGUGGGUGUCGAAUUGGUGCCGUGCGGACCCGGUGUAAAGUAAAACUAGUCGCGGCUGCUCUUGUUUACAUUCGACGCCGUUGCUCUGGUAAUGAGAAGCGUCCAAGAUGGCGUCCUUGUUAAAAGGCACACUUUACGAAAUCCGUGCUCAAGCUCCAGCACCGAGUAAGGAUUACCAUCAGCUGCUGGUGACAGACUCAGAGGUAAUCUGGAGAUGGUGGAAAAUUUCUCUUCGAAGGGAAUUUCGAAAUGUACAUCCUGGUGAGCAAAUAAACUCUCACCAGGAUUUCUUGGAGAAUUACAUGCUACAAGUUCAUAUUGAUGUAAUUUUUGGCAAUGAAGUGCUCAAGUAUAUUUGCAAUUUGUGUCAACAUCACUUUGAUUAUCUCGAUCGCAUUCCUAAUGGCCUGCUUAUGUACAUAAUUUUAUUUUUGGAUCUCGAGGACAUUGCCAGACUUUCCCAAACAUCCAGAAAAUUUGAAAAGCAUGUUCCACUCUCGGGUACCUCAGUACAAUUGUAUAAGUCUUGUGUUCAAUGCCAGACAGACUACCCAAAGGUAUGUAAUUCUGAAGAACUCUGGGAGCGUCUUGUUUUGAGACACUGUGAUACCAUAACCCCAGAAACGCGAGCAUUGGCUUCAGAGGUUGGUUGGAAAGAAAUCUUCUUCACCAACAAACUCCAGCUGCAGAAAAAAAUCCGACGAAGACGAGAAAAAUUUGGGCGUAUUGCAGAGAAUUUGCCUUUAACACCAUGAGUUAUAGACUUAAGGCUGCAAACAUAUAAGUUGCUUACACAAGGCUUUUGUGAUUUAUAUUUUUGUUUAACUUUCCUAAAGAGUGCCUAGUCUUUAAAUGCAUCAAUUCAUGAUAGACACAACUUUUUUUUUACUAAGUGAUUAUAAAUGUGUUACAUACUGUUGCUGUUUUCUUCAGAUUCACUGACAUAAAAAUUGGGCAACGUAGAACUCAUUUGUCAGGUACUAAAUAACCUCAAACUAAUGUGGGACAAGGAAGAGAGGUCCUUGGCUAAUGCAGGCAGUCGCUGUUUAAUUACACAGGAGGCUUCAUUUGGGCUGGAUGAUCCCACCAAUUGGUUUGCUCUGUGGCAGCCAGCAAACCCCAAUUUAAGGAAUCCUCUGAAGCAAACAACUAUGACUUAUUUAACUGCAGAUCCAAGAUUAAAGGACUGAUUACCGCUGCUCCCCACUUCACUAGCCCCAGAAAACAAUGUUCAGGAUCCCUGAUCUCCCUUUGCAUUACCCAGUCCUGCACCCUGCAAUGUAUAACUCCUGUGAAUGCAGCCUGCUGGAUCCAGGGUUUGCUGCCAGCCACUGCUAUUCCACACAUCCCAAGGCUGCCAAUACCCUUGGCAAAAUGUAACAGUUCUGGUGAUAGGCCUACCCACUGCUGGAGAGCUCUUGGCAACCACACCAUAACUAUUUCUGAGAACCCUGCCAGUGUUAAAUUCUGUUCAGGCAGUUUACUGGUUGUUGUCAGGACUUCCAACAUCUGCAGGGUCAAUCUACCAAAGACCUUUCUCUUGCAGAGCAGUUGUAUCAGCUCAGAGAGCUCCUUGCCAAUCAGAUGCUAGCAGCUCUCCAGUACCAGCAGCACCAACAACAGCAGCAAUCGCUGUGGUACUGCUGUUGGCCCAAGGAUGAGGAUUGAUCCAGAGCCGUGUAACGGGUGAGAUUGCUAGGGCCUGUCAGAGAGCCCCACAUAUGUCAAUGAGGGACAUCCGUGCAAACAGCUGGUGCUGUGUGUUCCCAUAGGUCCCUCCAUUACUGCUACGUAUCCCUUCAUUGGACAGAACCUGGCAAAGAAGGAGGCUACCUCACCCCACCAGACUGCAAGAAUACUUGCCAGUUAGCCACUUCAGAGUCUCUGUUGGUCUCUGUGUGGUCAUAUUUAAUUACAGGGGUGAGGAAGGUGACGGGGUCUUCAAGCUAAGCCUUCGUGCCUCAUUAUGAGUUCCCAGCCUGCUGUGAGGCAGACCAUUAAGUUCCAUCUCCUGUUUCCCACCACAGCCCAGCAAUCCUCCCUUAGGCUGCAUUCCUGUGGCCAUCUACAACACUAUCAGCAACUGGUCUACACUCCUUCCUUCUGUUGGACAUCUGCUGUGGUGCCACCUUCAUUCUAAAGAAAUUUGUCACUCAAAGUGCAGGCGUUCUUAGACAUUAUCUAUUCGGGUACAGAGAACAUGCCUUUGUGCAGGACAAGAACCUACUUUUGGCCUAUUUUCUAGCAAUAACUUGUUGCUAAUGUUACAAAAUUGUUUGGUAAUUGAAAUAAGAAAGUCAGAUUUUGAUUGUGCACCACAAGAUUUAUUUCUGUUGAUUUAACAGUCACCAAAAUUACGUCACAAUUUUAAAUCCCUUUGAUAUGUAUGGUUAGCAAGUAUUUUUGUGAAUUCACUCCAAAUCAGAUUCUGUUUCCUUUCCAUUGUGCACUUGCUCAGAGUAGCAAUCAUGCUAGAGCCCUAGAAACUCUUAGAAAUUUUGAAAUCUUAACUGCACAUCCCAAAAUUCUUCUUAUGAUUUGUGAUUAAAUGACCUCACAGAAGUUAAUUUUUUUGGAGAUAUUUAGGUACUUGCUUCAGUCAAUAAACAAUACAAAAUAUUUUGGCACCAUAAGACAGAGGAACAGAAAUUAGGCCAUUCAGCCCAUCAAGUCUUCUCCGCCAUUCAAUCAUGGCUGAUAAGUUUUUCAACCCCUUUCUCCCGCUUUGUCUGCGUAACUUUUGAUCCCCUUGACAAUGUCUGUCUUAAAUAAUACCCAAUGACCUGGCCUCCACAGUCUUCUGUAGCAGUGAAUUCCAUAGAUUCAUCACUCUCUGGCUGAAGAAGUUUCUCCUUAUCUCCAUAAAAGGUCUUUCCUUUACUCAACGUCUGCGCCCUCUGGUCCUCGUCUCUCCUACCAAUGGAAACAUCUUCCCAACAUCCACUCAGUCCAGGCUGUUCAAUAUUCUGUAAGUUUCAAUUAGAUCUCCCCUCCUCCUUCUAAACUCCAUUAAGUAUAGACCCAGAGUCUUCAAACGUUCCUCAUAUAUUAAGCAAAUAUUAAUUUUUGAGACUUCAAUGCUGAGCAUCUUUUUAUUUAAUCAUACUUUGUACCUUCAUGUUCUGCACUUUAGUUUCCCUUCCCCAUCUCCUGAAGUGCUGCUUAUUGCAACUGUAAAAAUGUCAUGCAUCAUUUGUAGCAAAUUGUAAAACUGUUCUCUAUAAGUGCAUGAAUGAUUUUCCUACAAAUACCUCUUAGGUGGGUGCACUGUAGACCCACAGCUGCUGCACAUUUUUAAACUGUUUGUAGCCAUCUGAGCUGAAAUAUCUUAUCCUUGCUUAGUGUUCUUUUUAACCAUCAUUAGCAAUGUAUAAUUUAGCCUCUCUAAAGCAAUCAAUUCCAACUGAACAGGCUGAAAACUCAUAAACUUUGUUUUGGAAAUAAAUUUCUUAGCCACCUUUAGAUCGUCA
This is a messenger RNA of Rhincodon typus (whale shark), 3605 nucleotides long. Its product is annotated as F-box only protein 36. Gene Ontology annotation, molecular function: protein binding. The record is from RefSeq and is a predicted model, not a curated record. The coding region runs from base 243 to 890 and encodes 215 amino acids. Lineage: Eukaryota; Metazoa; Chordata; Chondrichthyes; Orectolobiformes; Rhincodontidae. The transcript is spliced from 5 exons.